CGUCGUACCCGGAACUGCUUCCAAGAUUUUUUUUUUCUGGUUUGAUAAACGCUGCAGGUUCCCGAACCCUAGGCAUUCUAGAUCCUUGGGGGCCGCGAGAACGCCCCCUUCUUCCGCCCCUUGGCGGGUUCAGCUUCCACCACCAUGGCUCCUGUGUCAGGCUCGCGUAGCCCUGAACGGGAGGCCUCUGGGGGAAAACGUCGCAGUUCGUCGAGGAGCCCUAAGCCCAGCAAAUCUUCCCGCUCCCCGCGGGGUCGCCGCUCUCGCUCGCGCUCUUGUUCUCGUCUUGGUGACCGGAAUGGGCUCAGCCAUUCGCUCAGUGGCUUCAGCCAAAGCUCUCGAAAUCAAUCUUACCGCUCCCGCUCUCGAUCGCGUUCUCGAGAGCGGCCCUCUGCGCAGCGGAGUGCCCCCUUUGCUUCUGCAUCCUCGUCUGCCUAUUAUGGCGGCUACUCGCGCCCCUACGGGGGCGACAAGCCAUGGCCAAGCCUGCUGGACAAGGAGAGAGAGGAGAGUCUGCGGCAGAAGAGAUUAAGUGAAAGAGAGAGAAUUGGAGAAUUGGGAGCUCCUGAAGUUUGGGGACUUUCUCCAAAGAAUCCUGAACCAGACUCUGAUGAACAUACACCAGUAGAGGAUGAAGAGCCAAAGAAAAGCACUACUUCAGCAUCUAGUUCAGAAGAUGAAAAGAAGAAGAAAAGGAAAUCUAGUCAUUCAAAAGAAAGAUCCAAGAAAAAGAGAAAGAAAAAGUCAUCUAAAAGAAAACAUAAGAAGUAUUCUGAAGAUAGUGACAGUGACUCUGAAUCUGACACAGACUCCAGUGAUGAAGAUACAAAAAGAAGAGCAAAGAAAGCUAAGAAAAAGGAAAAGAAGAGGAAACGGAGAACGAAGAAAUACAAGAAAAAGAAGUCCAAGAAGAACAGAAAAGAGUCUAGUGAUUCAAGCUCUAAAGAGUCCCAAGAAGAAUUUCUAGAGAAUCCUUGGAAGGAUCGAUCAAAGGCAGAAGAACCAUCAGAUCUCAUUGGCCCAGAGGCUCCCAAAACACUUGCCUCCCAAGAUGAUAAGCCUUUGAACUAUGGCCAUGCUCUGUUACCUGGUGAAGGUGCAGCUAUGGCUGAAUAUGUAAAAGCUGGAAAGCGAAUCCCACGAAGAGGUGAAAUUGGCUUGACAAGUGAAGAGAUCGCAUCAUUUGAAUGUUCGGGUUACGUAAUGAGUGGUAGCAGGCAUCGCCGAAUGGAGGCUGUGCGGCUGCGCAAAGAGAACCAGAUCUACAGUGCGGAUGAGAAGAGAGCCCUUGCAUCCUUUAACCAGGAAGAAAGACGGAAGAGGGAGAACAAGAUUCUGGCCAGCUUUCGAGAGAUGGUGUACAGAAAGACCAAAGGGAAGGACGACAAGUGACGACUUCCUGACUUUACAAGUGGGCAGUUUUAACAAGGAAAUUGUGGGUUCUAGACAUAAAAGAAGGUUAUUGUUU
Molecule: messenger RNA, 1468 nt
Organism: Peromyscus eremicus (cactus mouse)
Lineage: Eukaryota; Metazoa; Chordata; Mammalia; Rodentia; Cricetidae
Gene: Nkap
Product: NFKB activating protein
Exons: 9
Coding region: 145-1392 (415 amino acids)
Biological process (GO): negative regulation of DNA-templated transcription
Cellular component (GO): nucleus
Molecular function (GO): chromatin binding
Source: RefSeq, a predicted model, not a curated record